Messenger RNA from Colletotrichum orchidophilum, 1029 nucleotides. RefSeq lists its product as uncharacterized. The record is from RefSeq and is a predicted model, not a curated record. NCBI's taxonomy places the organism in Eukaryota, Fungi, Ascomycota, Sordariomycetes, Glomerellales, Glomerellaceae. The transcript is spliced from 2 exons. Bases 1 to 1029 code for a protein of 342 amino acids.
AUGGACAUAUCUAUGUACGCAGCAGAUGCGGAAGGCAUCGACGCGCUAUCGAUACACCAGAUUGCCAACUUCUUCGUCCAGACCAGCCCCGUUACCAAGGCCGAUUGUCACAGCAGAGCACAGUCUAUCACUGGCGGGGAAAUUUCUCCUACGCUUGUGCAGGGCGAGACUAGUUACACUGUGGCUGCCGACAUUGUUCCCCCGAAAGCCAUCCAGUUUCGGAAGUCAAAAUUGGAUCUCGAACUUUUGGCUUGCGCACGACAGAUCUAUGGUGAAUUCGUUCCCAGUUGCGAACAGCGCGGGGAAUUGGGCGGCCUACACGUGUACGAGAUGGAAUUUGUUCGUGGGGUUGCUCUCAGUCGAUUCCAACGGCAGCUCUUUGCUCCACAGAUGAAAUACCAACUCCUACGAACUGUCCAGGACCUGGCGAGAUUUUUCGCCCUGGCGUGGAUCAACAAGCCACUCCCCCAUCGGGCAUCGCACGACGCUCACGAGCUAUUCGUCCACUAUUCUUCAAUCCUUGAUCAACUUUCUCGGAGUUUACCGGAGCGGUUCCAGCAGAAGCUGGGCAAUGUUCGCCAAUCGCUGCCAUUGCUCUUUCGACAUCAGUAUGCCAUGACGAUCAAUCAUGAUGACCUCUUCGAGAUGAACGUCCAUAUUGACCAGGAAACGGGUCAAAUCACCGGUAUUGUCGACUGGGCAGACGCCAAGAUCGCACCGUUUGGCACAUCGCUGUGGGGUCUUGAAACCCUUCUAGGUAUUCAAACCGCCUCAUCAUGGCUCUUCCACCCGGAUCACCUUUACUUGCGUAAGGAGUUCUGGAAAAUAUUUUACGAAGUCACUGGAGAUAUGUCGGAGGAUGAUCGGCAAGCGGUUGAAAUUGGAAGGAUAUUUGGUUUGUUUCGCAUCUAUGGCUUCGAUAUCGCCCCUGAGAAGGAGGGAGCCAAGCCUCUAAAAGAGGGCGAUGAUGGGCUCGUGUACCUCGAGGCCUUGUGCCUCUAUUCGGAUCGCGAAGAUCACUUCCAAUGA